Messenger RNA from Mycena indigotica, 999 nucleotides. RefSeq lists its product as uncharacterized. The coding region runs from base 1 to 999 and encodes 332 amino acids. The transcript is spliced from 16 exons. NCBI's taxonomy places the organism in Eukaryota, Fungi, Basidiomycota, Agaricomycetes, Agaricales, Mycenaceae. The record is from RefSeq and is a predicted model, not a curated record.
AUGGCCGCCCCUCCUGUCGCCCUGCCCAAUGUUACCCUUUCAUAUGGGCCGAUGCUCAUUGGCGUCUUCGUCAAUAUGAUCCUUUACGGCGUGCUUCUCACCCAAAUAUUGACUUAUUACACCGUCUACAAAGCGGACGCGUUAUGGAUGCGGGUUUUUGUUGGAUUCCUUUUCUUCGUGGAGACGGCAAACACUGCGCUCGACAUGUACAUGAUGUACCAACCGCUCAUCUUGGAAUACGGACAGAAACCGGUCUUCUUCCCCGAUGCUUUCAUGACCGAGCCCUUGAUCAUUGUCCUGGUGUCAAUGCCAAUCCAACUUUUCUUCGCCUGGCGUAUCUACCAGCUCACCAAGAGCGUCUGGGUUCCCAUCCUGAUCGUACUUUUAGGCUUAGCUAGUUUCGCGGGAGGUGUCUGGACCACCGUUAUGAUUCGUGUUCUCCGCAAGUUCGCCAAGAAGCCCUUGCUACAUGCGCCGGCAUUGCUCUGGUUCCUUACCAGCUGCGUGGCGGAUGUGCUCAUCACUAUUUCGCUCGUUCUCACCUUGUCCAAGAAGAAGACGGGUUUCUCUGCAACUGAUUCCGUAGUCGAUAAAAUCAUCCGAGCAACCAUCCAGACUGGCUUGAUCACCGCCGUAUUCAGUAUCAUGGAUGUUAUUUGCUUCAUGGUCUUCCCUCAUUACGCGAUCAACUUCGUCUGGGAUCUCGCGCUAUCGAAACUGUACACCAACUGCCUGCUCUCGACCCUCAACGCAAGACACAAGCUCAACAGCGCAUCACACGCAUCAACCUACCAGCACCAGCGCAACUUUGUCAUGUCGCCCAUCCGCAGUGGCUCGAACGGCAAGCAGGAGAGUUUCAUCGACACAGCACCAGGACCUACUCUCACGUUCGAGCAACGACCACGGGACUUGGAAUAUGGCGUCCAUAUGACCAAGGUUGUCGAGCGCGUCGAAGACCCUAUCAGCCAACAUCAUGGCCGGGGAAACUAUGCGCAAUGA